GCCGGAUUGGAAGAAAGAUCUGACCAACGGGAGAAUGACACGUGUCCCCUUCGGUGCCUCGUGCUCAGCGCUUGCCCCAAAAUGCUGUUUAGUCAAUAGACUGGGUUUGUUGGGUGCUACAAAGCUUCCAGAAAUUUCCACAUUCCCAAAUUCAUCAGCAGCGUCUUCUUCUUCUUUUCCCCUUCCGCAGGCUAAAAGAAUCUUCAGGCGAAUUCGUGCGUCGGCGAUGUCGGAUUUCAGCAAAUCCACCGUCCUCGUCACUGGUGCCGGUGGCAGAACUGGCCAAAUUGUGUACAAAAAAUUGAAGGAGAGAUCAGAGCAGUAUGAAGGCAGGGGAUUGGUUAGGAGUCAGGAGAGCAAGGAGAAGAUAGGGGGAGGAGAUGAUAUUUACCUCGGGGAUAUUCGAGGAAUCGAGACCAUUAAUCCAGCAAUGCAAGGAAUCGAUUCUCUCAUAAUCCUCACAAGCGCAGUGCCGAAAAUGAAGCCUGGAUUCGAUCCUUCAAAGGGCGGAAGGCCUGAAUUUUAUUUCGAAGAUGGAGCAUUCCCUGAACAGAUCGACUGGAUUGGGCAAAAGAACCAAAUCGAUGCCGCGAAAGAUGCUGGCGUGAAGCAUAUCGUGUUGGUUGGAUCGAUGGGAGGAACGAAUCCAAAUCAUCCCUUGAAUAGUUUGGGAAAUGGAAACAUCCUGAUAUGGAAGCGCAAGGCCGAACAAUACUUGGCAGAUUCGGGAAUUCCUUACACCAUCAUCAGGGCGGGAGGCUUGCAAGAUUCGGAAGGUGGGAAAAGAGAGCUACUUGUGGGAAAAGACGACGAGCUUCUUCAGACAGAAACACGGACAAUACCUCGAGCCGAUGUUGCGGAAGUCUGCAUUCAGGCGCUCAACUUCGAGGAGUCGAAAUUCAAGGCGUUCGACCUGUCGUCAAAGCCCGAAGAGUCGGGCUCUGCGCCGACGACGGAUUUUAAGGCUCUGUUUUCCCAAAUCACUACACGUUUCUGAUUGAAUGAUCUGAUCUAUCCGAUGUGGUGAGAAAUUCAUUGAGGUAUGUCUUGAAUCGUGUUUGUUAUGGAAGGCAUCUUUUGCACUACUUCUCUGAUUUGUAAUGUUAAAAACCAAUAAAUAAAAUAUGUCUUGCGGUGUUCGAAAUAAAAAUGCGAUUUUGUUGAUC
Andrographis paniculata is the source of this 1166-nucleotide messenger RNA. RefSeq lists its product as uncharacterized. The transcript is spliced from 7 exons. Bases 35 to 997 code for a protein of 320 amino acids. Gene Ontology annotation, molecular function: oxidoreductase activity. The record is from RefSeq and is a predicted model, not a curated record. NCBI's taxonomy places the organism in Eukaryota, Viridiplantae, Streptophyta, Magnoliopsida, Lamiales, Acanthaceae. Gene Ontology annotation, cellular component: chloroplast.